Molecule: messenger RNA, 2070 nt
Organism: Siniperca chuatsi (mandarin fish)
Lineage: Eukaryota; Metazoa; Chordata; Actinopteri; Centrarchiformes; Sinipercidae
Gene: asrgl1
Product: asparaginase and isoaspartyl peptidase 1
Exons: 7
Coding region: 164-1087 (307 amino acids)
Molecular function (GO): asparaginase activity
Source: RefSeq, a predicted model, not a curated record
GAAAGUGUGAGUGUAAAACCCCGGAAGUGCUGUUGCUUCUUCUGAACUUUACGACUUAAGACAGUAAUGCCAUAGACACUCUUUCUUGAUAGCCCCAAAAAGCUUAGAACGUGAGCGUCCCGUUGAGCUGAAUGCGACUCGGUCAACCUUCAGGGUGAUUGACAUGUUGCCAGUGGUGGUGGUCCACGGAGGGGCGGGUCAAAUCCCAAAGGAGUGGUCAGAAAAGUCCACUUCGGGGGUGUGCUCAGCAGCCCGAGCAGGGUACCGUAUCCUCCAGGGAGGGGGCAGCAGCAUGGACGCUGUGGUAGAGGCCGCGACCCAACUGGAGAAUAACCCCUCCUUCAAUGCAGGGUGUGGGUCAGUGCUGAACGUCAAAGGAGAGGUGGAGAUGGAUGCCAUAGUGAUGGAUGGGAAAACACUGGCUACUGGUGCCGUGUCUGCUGUACGCAACAUAGCCAACCCUAUCCAGCUAGCACGGCUGGUUAUGGACAAGACGAGCCAUGCGUGUCUGACAGCAGAGGGUGCCAGUCAGUUCGCCCGGUCCAUGGGUGUCCCCGAGGUGCCCCAAGAGUCCCUCAUCACCGAGUACUCCCGCAUGCGCUGGAAAAAGAACCUGGCACCUGAUGCCAACCCUGUGGAGUGCCAAAUCGGGAAGAUGGGCACAGUUGGAGCAGUGGCAGUCGAUAGUGAGGGCAACAUAGCCUGUGCGACCUCCUCUGGUGGGAUCCUGAACAAGAUGGAGGGACGGGUGGGCGACACACCCUGCAUAGGGUCUGGAGGUUAUGCUGACAACAGGAUGGGAGCAGUGUCCACUACAGGCCACGGAGAAGCCAUCAUGAAGGUUACUCUAGCCAGACUCAUCCUGUUCCACAUGGAGCAAGGUCAGUCAGUAGAGGCAGCCAGUGAUUUAGGGCUGGCUUACAUGAAGUCCAGAGUAAGUGGGCUGGGUGGGGUGGUGACGGUGGACCCUCAGGGCCACUGGGCCACUUGCUUCACCAGCCAGCAGAUGGCCUGGGCUGCAGCCCAGAAGGAUACCCUGCACUACGGCCUGUACACUGGGGAACACUUCACCCAGAGCAUCGAUUGAAGUCAAGAAUAUUAAUUCGACUUAAUACUAAUAAAAUGAUAAUAUAUUUGAGCAAUGAUUAAAUCUACAGUCUACAUACCCCAGGAGAGGCAAAGUGCAAAGAGAGGAGUAAGAACACACAAUCUAUGUUAUUGAUUUUGUGAUAGGACUUAGUGAAGAAACAUACAGAAAGGCUCUACUGAUUAGCAGACCCCCAUAUACAGCAACCAAAAUGUAGACCCAACUGAGGAGGAUCUUUACAUCUUAAGAUAAUCUUUAAUACACUGUAACCAAGUGGAAGCUACAAGGUCAAUCUACAAUUGUCCCCCGAACUAUUAAACUAAUUAAAACUUUCAAAUCUUCUAUAGUUGAAAUUUCAGCAACAUUGUUCCACAGCACCCUCAUACCGAGACAAGCAGUCUAUAAUUCUAUAAUUUUAUUAGAAGAUUGCAAAAGAUUUUAGCCGACCUUUAUAUCUAAGGUCGUAUUGACCUGAUCGGUGCAGAAUUAAGUUGGCAGACAGAGGCCAUUUGGUAGAUGACAUAGUAAAUUUCAUCUUUGUAUCUUAGAUUUAUAAACUUUGGCAACAUGUAGGAUUUUGUACUAAUUUUAAAGAAAUAAUUGAAUAGGGAAUUGAUUAUGCAUGAGUUUGGGUUUUUUUUAUCAAAUUAAAUAGAAAUAUUUUUGUGCAAGUGUGAUUUUCAAAUGACCUUUUGACAAAAUAUGGCGAGAAUCGAUGAAACAUCUAAAGUUUGUGUGUUUCCCAUCUGAUAAUAGCUCUAUCUUGUGUAAUGAAAUACGUAUUAUUUUAUAGAGAAUCGAGAAUAGCGCUGUCUGUAUUGUCACACAGAAUCCAUGUGAUUUUUUCUGUAGUAGUGCUGUGCUGUAAGUUUGAACAAGAGCCAAUAUUUGUGAAGUGCUGCUGAUCAGAUGAGGAUUGUCAAUGCUGAAGCUUUGUGUUGGGAAAACCCUGAUUCUUGACAAUACAUUCCUUUAAUCACUGA